GUCCCGAGCGCCCAGCGCCUCUGCUCGCGGCCCCAGUCCCAGUGAGCGCGCGGCGAGCACUGCGGCGGCGGCAGCCUGGUGACCGGCUCGCCCUGAGGAGAGCUCCCGGUGAGGAAGAACACGGGGGAAGCGUCUGCUGGAGCCUUGGAUCGCCGGCCGAGGCAAGGGAUGGAAGUAUGAUGUGAUGGAUAGAAUUAUGGGAUACUGUGUGGGUACACGUCCUCCUCCUUCUUGCCUCAUCCUCCUCCUUCUCAAGCUUUUGGCUACUGUCUCCCAGGGGCUGCCAGGGACUGGACCCCUGGGCUUCCACUUCACACAUUCCAUUUAUAAUGCUACAGUGUACGAGAACUCCGCAGCAAGGACCUACGUCAACAGCCAGAGUAGAAUGGGCAUCACUUUAAUAGAUCUAUCCUGGGAUAUCAAAUACAGAAUUGUAUCAGGAGAUGAAGAAGGGUUUUUCAAAGCAGAGGAAGUCAUCAUUGCUGAUUUCUGUUUCCUCAGAAUAAGAACUAAAGGUGGCAAUUCGGCCAUAUUGAAUAGGGAAAUUCAAGACAAUUAUUUAUUGAUUGUAAAAGGUUCUGUCAGAGGAGAAGAUUUGGAAGCAUGGACCAAAGUGAAUAUACAGGUUUUAGAUAUGAAUGAUCUGAGACCUCUGUUUUCACCCACAACAUACUCAGUGACAAUAGCAGAAAGCACACCUCUAAGGACUAGUGUUGCCCAGGUGACAGCAACAGAUGCAGAUAUCGGUUCCAAUGGAGAAUUCUACUACUACUUUAAGAACAAAGUUGAUCUCUUUUCAGUUCAUCCCACAAGUGGUGUCAUCUCUUUAAGUGGACGAUUAAAUUACGAUGAAAAGAAUAGGUAUGAUCUGGAAAUUUUGGCUGUGGACCGGGGAAUGAAACUUUAUGGAAACAAUGGAGUGAGCAGUACCGCAAAGCUUUAUGUUCACAUUGAACGUGUCAAUGAACACGCCCCAACGAUCCAUGUAGUCACUCAUGUUCCCUUCUCAUUGGACAAAGAGCCGACAUAUGCAGUGGUGACGGUGGAUGACUUAGAUGAGGGGGCCAAUGGAGAGAUUGAAUCUGUUUCCAUUGUGGCCGGGGAUCCUUUAGAUCAGUUCUUCCUGGCCAAGGAAGGAAAGUGGUUGAACGAGUACAAGAUUAAGGAGAGAAAGCAGGUUGACUGGGAGAGCUUUUCCUAUGGCUACAACCUCACUCUUCAAGCAAAAGAUAAGGGGUCCCCUCAAAAGUUUUCAGCAUUAAAGACGGUUCACAUUGCCAAUCCCAAAAGAGACACUGUCCCAGUUAGAUUUGAAAAAGAAGUGUAUGACGUGAGCGUGAGUGAGUUUUCCCCUCCUGGUGUCGUGGUUGCUAUCGUUAAAUUAAGUCCUGAACCGCUCGAUGUGGAAUACAAAUUAUCUCCUGGUGAGGAUGCGGAGUAUUUUAAGAUUAAUCCUCGGUCCGGUCUGAUUGUCACAGGACAGCCACUGAACACUGUUAAGAAGGAGGUUUAUAAACUGGAGGUGACAAACAAGGAGGGAGAUUUAAAAGCACAAGUCACCAUCGGCAUAGAAGAUGCGAACGACCACACUCCGGAAUUUCAGCAGCUGCUGUACGAUGCUUAUGUGAAUGAGAGUGUUCCGGUGGGAACGAGCGUUCUGACAGUCUCGGCUUUCGAUAAGGAUAAAGGAGAAAACGGGUACAUCACUUAUAGCAUUGCUAGCCUGAAUUUGUUACCAUUUGCCAUUAACCAGUUUACGGGUGUCAUUAGCACAACUGAAGAAUUGGAUUUUGAGUCUUCUCCAGAAACGUACAGAUUCAUUGUGAGGGCCUCUGACUGGGGUUCGCCCUACCGCCAUGAGAGUGAAGUAAACGUGACUAUUAGAAUAGGAAAUGUCAAUGACAACAGCCCUCUCUUUGAAAAAGUGGCUUGCCAGGGAGUUAUUUCGUAUGACUUUCCAGUCGGUGGUCACAUCACAGCUGUCUCAGCAAUCGAUAUUGAUGAACUUGAACUUGUAAAGUACAAAAUCAUUUCUGGAAAUGAACUUGGCUUCUUUUAUUUAAACCCAGACUCUGGUGUUUUACAGCUUAAAAAGUCUCUGUUGAAUUCUGGAGUUAAAAAUGGUAAUUUUGCCCUCAGAAUUACAGCAACCGAUGGAGAGAAUCUUGCAGACCCCAUGUCUAUUAACAUUUCAGUCCUACAUGGGAAAGUGUCUUCAAAGAGCUUCAGUUGCAGAGAAACUCGUGUGGCUCAAAAGCUGGCAGAGAAACUGCUCAUUAAGGCUAAAGCAAAUGGGAAACUGAAUCUGGAAGAUGGAUUUCUUGACUUUUAUUCAAUUAAUAGGCAGGGACCACAUUUUGACAAGUCUUUUCCUUCUGAUGUGGCUGUGAAGGAGGAUCUACCAGUUGGUGCUAACAUCCUGAAGAUUAAAGCCUAUGACGCCGACUCUGGCUUCAAUGGAAAGGUGCUAUUUACAAUAGCUGACGGAAAUACAGAUAGUUGCUUUAACAUCGAUAUGGAGACUGGGCAGCUGAAGGUCCUUAUGCCCAUGGAUCGAGAACACACGGAUCUCUAUCUCCUUAAUAUCACCAUCUAUGACUUAGGUAAUCCACAAAAAUCUUCAUGGAGGCUGCUGACCAUCAAUGUGGAGGAUGCUAAUGACAAUAGCCCAGUUUUUGUUCAAGACAGUUACUCAGUUAAUAUUCUUGAAAGUUCAAGUAUUGGUACUGAGAUUAUUCAAGUGGAAGCCAGAGACAAAGACUUGGGUUCUAAUGGUGAAGUAACUUACUCAGUCUUGACGGAUACCCGGCAGUUUGCCAUCAAUAGCUCAACUGGAAUCAUUUAUGUAGCUGACCAAUUGGACAGGGAGUCAAAAGCAAACUACUCUUUGAAAAUAGAAGCCAGGGACAAGGCAGAAAGUGGUCAGCAGCUGUUCUCAGUUGUCACUCUUAAGGUGUUUUUGGAUGAUGUCAAUGACUGCUCCCCAGCUUUCAUUCCCAGUAGCUAUAGUGUGAAGGUCCUUGAAGAUCUUCCCAUUGGCACUGUCAUUGCUUGGCUGGAGACCCAUGAUCCAGAUCUUGGAUUGGGGGGUCAAGUGCGCUAUUCUUUGGUCAAUGACUAUAAUGGGAGAUUUGAAAUAGAUAAAGCAAGUGGCGCCAUCCGCUUGAGCAAAGAGCUCGACUAUGAAAAGCAGCAGUUCUAUAACCUCACAGUUCGGGCCAAAGACAAAGGGCGGCCUGUCUCUCUGUCAUCUGUUUCCUUUGUUGAGGUGGAAGUGGUGGAUGUCAAUGAAAACCUCCACACCCCAUAUUUCCCAGACUUUGCUGUUGUUGGAUCUGUAAAAGAAAACUCACGCAUUGGAACAAGUGUGCUACAGGUGACUGCCCAAGAUGAAGACUCCGGGAGAGAUGGAGAGGUCCAGUACUCCAUCAGGGAUGGAAGUGGUCUUGGAAGGUUCAGUAUAGAUGACGAGAGUGGGAUCAUCACUGCUGCAGACAUCCUUGAUCGGGAGACAACAGGUUCAUACUGGCUGACGGUAUACGCCACAGACCGGGGCGUUGUUCCACUCUAUUCCACCAUUGAGGUCUACAUUGAGGUCGAAGAUGUGAAUGACAAUGCCCCACUGACCUCGAAUAUUUACUAUCCCGUUGUCAUGGAAAACUCUCCAAAGGAUGUAUCUGUCAUUCAGAUCCAGGCUGAAGAUCCUGACUCUAGUUCCAGGGAAAAACUGACAUACAGAAUUACAAGUGGGAAUCCUCAGAAUUUUUUUGCCAUCAAUAUCAAAACAGGUCUGAUUACAACAACUUCAAGGAAAUUGGAUCGAGAACAGCAGGCAGAACAUUUUCUGGAGGUGACUGUGACAGAUGGCGGUCCCUCUCCGAAACAGUCAACCAUUUGGGUGGUGGUUCAGGUUCUGGAUGAAAAUGACAACAAGCCCCAGUUCCCGGAGAAGGUCUACCAGAUCAAGCUGCCCGAACGCGACCGAAAGAAGAGGGGGGAGCCCAUUUAUAGGGCUUUUGCAUUUGACAGAGAUGAGGGCCCCAAUGCAGAGAUCUCCUACAGUAUCGUGGAUGGCAAUGAUGACGGGAAGUUCUUCAUUGACCCUAAAACCGGCAUGGUUUCUUCCAGGAAGCAAUUUACAGCAGGGAGUUACGACAUCCUAACGAUAAAGGCAGUGGACAAUGGGCGCCCACAGAAAUCCUCCACGGCCCGCCUGCACAUUGAAUGGAUUAAGAAACCACCCCCUUCACCUAUACCGCUGACCUUCGAUGAGCCAUUUUAUAAUUUCACAGUCAUGGAAAGCGAUAGAGUAACUGAGAUUGUGGGGGUGGUGUCUGUGCAGCCAGCUAACACCCCUCUGUGGUUUGACAUAGUUGGGGGGAAUUUUGACAGCUCUUUUGACGCAGAGAAGGGUGUUGGGACGAUUGUCAUCGCAAAACCUUUGGAUGCAGAGCAGAGGUCCGUCUACAAUAUGAGUGUGGAGGUCACCGAUGGGACCAAUGUUGCUGUCACUCAGGUAUUUAUCAAAGUGCUGGAUAAUAAUGAUAAUGGCCCAGAAUUCUCUCAGCCGAAUUACGAUGUGACAAUUUCCGAGGAUGUGCUUCCAGAUACAGAGAUAUUGCAGAUCGAAGCCACAGAUAGAGACGAGAAGCACAAACUGAGCUACACCGUCCACAGCAGCAUCGACUCCAUCAGCAUGAGAAAGUUCCGCAUUGACCCUAGCACUGGCGUGCUCUACACUGCCGAGAGACUGGACCAUGAGGCCCAGGACAAGCACAUUCUCAACGUCAUGGUCAGAGAUCAGGAGUUCCCUUAUCGAAGAAACUUGGCCCGAGUCAUUGUGAAUGUGGAGGAUGCUAAUGAUCACAGUCCUUACUUUACCAACCCACUGUAUGAAGCAUCUGUGUUUGAAUCCGCUGCCCUGGGAUCAGCUGUUCUGCAAGUGACGGCUCUGGACAAAGACAAAGGGGAAAAUGCAGAACUCAUAUACACAAUAGAAGCAGGAAACACCGGGAACACGUUUAAGAUCGAACCAGUCCUGGGCAUCAUCACCGUUUCCAAAGAACCAGACAUGACGACGAUGGGUCAGUUUGUCCUGUCCAUCAAGGUCACAGAUCAGGGCUCCCCGCCAAUGUCUGCCACUGCAAUUGUGCGCAUUUCUGUCACCAUGUCCGAUAAUUCUCACCCCAAGUUCACACACAAAGACUACCAAGCAGAAGUAAAUGAAAAUGUCGACGUUGGGACAUCAGUCAUUCUCAUCUCCGCUAUCAGUCAAUCUACCCUCAUUUAUGAAGUCAAAGAUGGAGACACUGAUGGGGUCUUUACCAUAAACCCAUAUUCUGGAGUUGUCACCACCCGGAAGGCCCUGGAUUAUGAGCGCACUUCCUCUUAUCAGCUCAUCAUUCAGGCCACUAACAUGGCAGGAAUGGCUUCCAAUGCCACAGUCAAUAUUCAGAUCGUUGAUGAAAAUGAUAAUGCCCCGGUUUUCCUCUUUUCCCAAUACUCAGGCAGCCUGAGUGAGGCUGCCCCAGUCAAUAGCAUCGUCAGGAGCUUAGAUAACAGCCCACUGGUGAUUCGAGCCACUGAUGCUGACAGCAACCGCAAUGCUCUGCUGGUGUAUCAGAUUGUGGAGUCCAUGGCCAAGAAGUUCUUCACGGUGGACUCCAGCACCGGUGCAAUUAGAACCAUUGCCAACCUGGACCAUGAAACCAUCGCCCAUUUCCAUUUUCACGUGCACGUGAGAGACAGUGGCAGCCCCCAGCUGACUGCAGAGAGUCCCGUGGAAGUCAACAUCGAGGUGACAGAUGUGAAUGACAACCCGCCUGUUUUUACGCAGGCUGUGUUUGAGACUGUCUUACUCCUACCUACCUAUGUCGGAGUGGAGGUUCUGAAAGUCAGUGCCACAGACCCCGACUCUGAGGUGCCCCCCGAACUGACAUACAGCCUAAUGGAAGGCAGCUUGGAUCAUUUUUUAAUUGACUCAAAUAGUGGAGUGCUCACUAUAAAAAACAACAACCUCUCCAAAGAUCACUACAUGCUGAUAGUUAAAGUGUCUGACGGAAAGUUCUACAGUACGUCCAUGGUCACCAUCAUGGUUAAAGAAGCCAUGGACAGUGGCCUCCACUUUACGCAAAGCUUUUACUCCACGUCAAUCUCAGAGAACAACAUGAACAUAACCAAAGUUGCUAUUGUCAAUGCAGUUGGAAACCGCCUUAAUGAGCCCUUAAAAUACAGCAUCCUAAACCCAGGAAAUAAGUUCAAGAUAAAAUCUACCUCAGGGGUCAUUCAGACCACUGGAGUGCCCUUUGACCGUGAAGAGCAAGAGUUAUACGAGCUGGUGGUGGAAGCCAGCCGUGAGCUGGACCAUCUGCGUGUGGCCAGGGUGGUGGUCAGGGUUAACAUUGAAGACAUAAAUGACAAUUCUCCAGUCUUUGUGGGCCUCCCUUAUUACGCUGCUGUGCAAGUUGAUGCUGAGCCAGGGACUCAGAUUUACCAGGUAACAGCCAUUGACAAAGAUAAAGGUGCAAAUGGAGAAGUGACCUAUGUCCUACAGGAUGACUAUGGCCACUUUGAAAUUAACCCUACUUCAGGGAAUAUUAUUUUAAAAGAAGCAUUCAACUCUGACUUGUCCAACAUUGAGUAUGGAGUUACCAUUCUAGCAAAGGAUGGUGGAAAACCCUCUUUGUCCACAUCUGUGGAACUUCCCAUCACUAUUGUCAACAAAGCAAUGCCUGUGUUUGAUAAGCCCUUUUAUACAGCAUCCAUCAAUGAAGACGUCAGAGUGGACACCCCCAUCCUAAGCAUCAAUGCCACGAGUCCAGAAGGCCAAGGCAUCAUAUACAUCAUUAUUGAUGGGGAUCCUUUUAAACAGUUUAACAUUGACUUUGACACUGGGGUCCUGAAAGUUGUUAGCCCUUUGGAUUAUGAGGUUACCUCUGUUUACAAGCUGACAAUAAGAGCCAGCGACGCCCUUACUGGUGCUAGGGCUGAAGUCACUGUUGACUUGCUAGUCAACGACGUAAAUGACAACCCCCCUAUUUUCGAUCAGCCCACAUACAAUACAACAUUAUCAGAAGCAUCUCUUAUUGGGACACCUGUUUUGCAAGUUGUCUCUACCGAUGCAGACUCAGAAAACAACAAAAUGGUACAUUAUCAGAUCAUCCAGGAUACCUACAACAGCACAGAUUAUUUUCACAUAGACAGCACGAGUGGCUUGAUCCUGACAGCACGGAUGCUGGACCAUGAGUUAGUACAACACUGCACUCUGAAAGUCAGAUCCACAGACAGUGGCUUCCCAUCCCUGAGCAGUGAGGUUCUGGUUCAUAUCCACAUCUCCGACAUAAAUGACAACCCUCCGGUUUUUAAUCAGCUCAUUUAUGAGUCAUAUGUGAGUGAAUUAGCCCCCCGGGGCCAUUUUGUGACGUGUGUGCAAGCGUCUGAUGCAGACAGCUCUGACUGUGACCGGUUGGAAUACAGCAUUUUAUCUGGGAAUGACCGGACGAGCUUUCUCAUGGACAGCAAGAGCGGAGUCAUCACGCUGUCCAGCCACCGGAAGCAGCGGAUGGAGCCUCUGUACAGUCUCAAUGUGUCUGUCUCUGACGGGCUGUUCACCAACACUGCACAGGUGCACAUCAGGGUUCUCGGGGCCAACCUGUACAGCCCUGCCUUUUCACAGAGCACAUACGUCGCGGAGGUGAGAGAGAAUGCGGCCGCUGGCACAAAGGUAAUUCACGUCCGAGCCACAGACGGGGAUCCAGGGACUUACGGGCAGAUCAGCUAUGCCAUCAUCAAUGACUUUGCCAAGGACCGAUUCCUCAUCGACAGCAACGGACAGGUCAUCACCACAGAAAGGCUAGACCGGGAAAACCCUCUGGAGGGAGACAUUAGUAUUUUUUUGAGGGCUCUCGAUGGUGGAGGGAGAACAACUUUCUGCACCGUGAGGGUGAUUGUUGUGGAUGAAAAUGACAAUGCUCCCCAGUUCCUGGCAGUGGAAUAUAGAGCCAGCGUCAGGGCAGACGUUGGAAGGGGCCACUUGGUCACUCAGGUUCAAGCCAUGGAUCCAGAUGACGGAGCAAACUCAAGGAUUACGUACUCACUCUAUAGCGAGGCCUCAGUCUCGGUGGCUGACCUCCUGGAGAUCGAUCCUGACAAUGGCUGGAUGGUCACAAAAGGCAAUUUCAACCAGCUGAAAAAUACAGUGCUGUCCUUCUUUGUCAAAGCAGUAGACGGAGGCAUUCCCGUGAAGCACUCCCUCAUUCCCGUCUAUGUCCACGUCUUGCCCCCUGAAACAUUUUUGCCCUCGUUCACCCAGUCUCAGUAUUCUUUUGUUGUUGCAGAAGAUACAGCCAUUGGGAGCACAGUGGACACCCUGAGGAUUUUGCCCAGUCAAAAUGUCCGGUUCAGCACAGUUAAUGGGGAGCGACCAGAAAAUAACAGAGGAGGUAUCUUCAUCAUUGAACAGGAAACAGGCACAAUUAAGCUUGACAAGCGCCUUGACCAUGAAGCUAUCCCAGCUUUCCACUUUAAAGCAGCAGCCACUAUUCCCUUGGACAAGGUAGACAUCGUGUUUACCGUAGAUGUAGAUGUCAAGGUAUUGGAUUUGAAUGACAACAAGCCAGUCUUUGAAACUUCAAGCUACGAGACCAUCAUAAUGGAAGGGAUGCCUGUCGGCACCAAACUCACGCAGGUGAGAGCUACUGAUAUGGAUUGGGGAGCCAAUGGGCAGGUCACUUACUCCCUCCACUCAGAUUCCCAGCCUGAAAAGGUAAUGGAGGCAUUCAGUAUUGACGGCAACACAGGCUGGAUCAGCACCUUGAAGGACCUGGAUCACGAGACAGACCCCGAAUUCACCUUCUCUGUGGUGGCCUCUGACCUCGGAGAGGCAUUCUCUCUCUCUUCCACCACCUUGGUUUCUGUUAAGGUGACGGAUAUAAAUGACAAUGCACCAGUCUUUGCCCAUGAGGUGUACCGAGGAAAUGUGAAGGAGAGCGACCCGCCAGGUGAGGUAGUGGCUGUCCUCAGCACCUGGGACAGAGACACGUCUGACAUUAAUCGCCAAGUGAGCUACCAUAUUACAGGAUCACACUUUCGUGGCAGGUUUGCCCUGGGCCUGGUGCAAAGUGAGUGGAAGGUCUAUGUGAAGAGACCUCUAGACAGGGAAGAGCAAGACAUUUACUUCCUCAAUAUCACUGCCACUGAUGGACUCUUUGUCACACAGGCCAUGGUGGAAGUGACAGUCAGUGAUGUGAAUGACAAUAGCCCAGUGUGUGAUCAGGUUGCAUAUACAGCAUUAUUUCCUGAAGACAUUGCGUCAAAUAAAAUCAUCCUGAAGGUCAGUGCCAAGGAUGCCGAUAUUGGAUCCAAUGGAGAUAUACGAUACUCGCUCUAUGGAUCUGGAAACAAUGAAUUUUUUCUAGAUCCAGAAAGUGGCGAGUUAAAAACCUUGGCUCUGUUGGACCGGGAGAGGGUCCCUGUGUACAACCUGAUCGCCAGAGCCACGGACGGGGGUGGCAGGUUCUGCCAGUCUGACGUCCGCCUGAUCCUGGAGGAUGUGAACGAUAACCCCCCUGUGUUUUCUUCUGACCACUACAACGCCUGUGUCUAUGAGAACACGGCCACCAAGGCUCUGUUGACCAGAGUUCAAGCCGUGGACCCCGACGUUGGCAUCAACAGGAAGGUUGUGUACUCCCUGGCGGACUCGGCCGAUGGGGUCUUCUCCAUCGACAGCUCGUCAGGCAUCGUUAUCCUGGAGCAGCCGCUGGACCGCGAGCAGCAGUCUUCCUACAACAUCAGCGUGCAGGCCACCGACCAGAGUCCCGGACAGUCCCUGUCCUCUCUCGCCAUCGUCACCAUCACCGUCCUGGACAUUAAUGACAACCCCCCUGUGUUCGAGAGGAGGGACUACCUGGUGACAGUGCCUGAGGACACUUCUCCAGGCACCCAAGUCCUUGCUGUUUUUGCCACCAGCAAAGAUAUCGGCACAAAUGCUGAGAUUACGUAUCUCAUCCGGUCUGGGAAUGAACAGGCGAAAUUUAGGAUCAACCCAAAGACAGGGGGUAUUUCCGUCUCUGAGGUCCUGGACUAUGAAUUAUGCAAAAGGUUUUACCUGGUGGUGGAAGCCAAAGAUGGGGGCACCCCAGCUCUCAGCGCCGUGGCCACCGUGAGCAUCAGCCUCACAGACGUGAAUGACAACCCGCCCAAGUUCAGCCAAGACGUCUACAGCGCAGUCAUCAGUGAAGAUGCCUUGGUGGGAGACUCUGUCAUUUUGCUAAUAGCAGAAGAUGUAGACAGCCAGCCCAAUGGACAGAUUCACUUUUCCAUUGUGAAUGGAGAUCGGGACAAUGAAUUUACUGUGGAUCCUGUCUUGGGACUUGUGAAGGUUAAGAAGAAAUUGGACCGGGAACGGGUGUCUGGAUACUCCCUGCUUGUCCAGGCUGUUGACAGUGGCAUUCCCGCAAUGUCAUCCACCGCAACCCUCAACAUUGAUAUUUCUGAUGUGAACGACAACAGCCCAGUGUUCACACCUGCUAACUACACGGCUGUGAUUCAGGAAAAUAAGCCAGUGGGCACCAGCAUCUUGCAGCUGGUGGUGACAGACAGAGACUCCUUUCACAAUGGGCCUCCCUUUUCGUUCUCUAUUUUGUCGGGAAACGAAGAGGAGGAGUUUGUGCUGGACUCUCAUGGGAUCCUUCGGUCAGCCGUGGUCUUCCGGCACACGGAGUCUCCGGAGUACGUGCUGUGUGUCCAGGCAAAGGACUCGGGCAAACCCCAGCAAGUUUCUCACUCCUACAUCCGCGUGCGUGUCAUCGAGGAAAGUAUCCACAAGCCCACAGUCAUUCCCCUGGAAAUCUUCAUCGUCACCAUGGAGGACGACUUUCCUGGUGGGGUCAUCGGGAAGAUCCACGCCACAGAUCAAGACAUGUACGACGUGCUCACGUUUGCUCUGAAAUCAGAGCAGAAGAGCUUGUUUAAAGUGAACAGUCACGAUGGGAAAAUCAUCGCCCUGGGAGGCCUGGACAGCGGCAAGUAUGUCCUGAAUGUGUCUGUGAGUGACGGCCGCUUCCAGGUGCCCAUUGACGUGGUCGUGCACGUGGAGCAGCUGGUUCACGAGAUGCUGCAGAACACCGUCACCAUCCGCUUCGAGAACGUGUCCCCCGAGGACUUCGUGGGGCUGCACAUGCAUGGGUUCCGGCGCACCCUGCGGAACGCGGUCCUCACCCAGAAGCAGGACAGCCUGCGCAUCAUCAGCAUCCAGCCCGUGGCGGGCACCAACCAGCUGGACAUGCUGUUCGCCGUGGAGAUGCACAGCAGCGAGUUCUACAAGCCGGCCUACCUGAUCCAGAAGCUGUCCGGUGCCAGGAGGCACCUGGAGAACGUCAUGCGCAUCUCCGCCAUCCUGGAAAAGAACUGCUCGGGGCUGGACUGCCAGGAGCAGCACUGCGAGCAAGGCUUGUCCCUGGAUUCCCACGCGCUCAUGACCUACAGCACGGCCCGCAUCAGCUUCGUGUGUCCGCGUUUCUACAGGAACGUGCGCUGCACCUGCAAUGGAGGACUGUGCCCAGGUUCCAACGAUCCUUGCCUGGAGAAGCCGUGUCCAGGGGACAUGCAGUGUGUCGGUUAUGAAGCCAGCAGAAGACCCUUCCUCUGCCAGUGUCCACCAGGGAAGCUCGGAGAGUGCUCAGGGCACACUUCUCUCAGCUUUGCUGGAAAUAGUUACAUCAAAUACCGGCUUUCUGAAAAUAGCAAAGAAGAGGACUUUAAACUAGCUCUGCGUCUUCGAACCCUGCAAAGCAAUGGGAUUAUAAUGUACACCAGAGCAAAUCCCUGCAUAAUUCUGAAGAUCGUGGAUGGCAAGCUGUGGUUCCAGCUGGACUGCGGCAGCGGCCCCGGAAUCUUGGGCAUCUCCGGCCGCGCCGUCAACGACGGGAGCUGGCACUCGGUCUUCCUGGAGCUCAAUCGCAAUUUCACCAGCCUGUCCCUGGACGACAGCUACGUGGAGCGGCGCAGGGCGCCCCUCUACUUCCAGACGCUGAGCACCGAGAGUACCAUCUACUUCGGCGCCCUGGUGCAGGCAGAUAACAUCCGCAGCCUGACCGACACGCGGGUCACGCAGGUGCUCAGCGGCUUCCAGGGCUGCUUGGACUCAGUGGUGCUGAACAACAAUGAGCUGCCUCUGCAGAACAAGCGCAGCAGCUUCGCGGAGGUGGUGGGCCUGACGGAGCUGAAGCUGGGCUGCGUGCUCUACCCCGACGCGUGCGAGCGCAGCCCGUGCCAGCACGGGGGCAGCUGCGCCGGCCUGCCCUCUGGAGGCUAUCAGUGUACCUGUCUCUCACAGUUCACGGGGAGAAACUGUGAAUCGGAGAUCACAGCCUGCUUCCCAAACCCCUGCAGGAAUGGAGGAUCCUGCGACCCAAUAGGAAACACUUUCAUCUGCAAUUGCAAAGCUGGGCUCACAGGAGUCACGUGCGAGGAGGACAUCAACGAGUGCGAGCGGGAGGAGUGCGAGAACGGCGGCUCCUGCGUCAACGUGUUCGGCUCCUUCCUGUGCAACUGCACGCCGGGCUUCGUGGGCCAGUACUGCGGGCUGCGCCCCGUGGUGGUGCCCAACAUCCAGGCCGGCCACGCCUACGUGGGCAAGGAGGAGCUCAUCGGCAUCGCCGUGGUGCUCUUCGUCAUCUUCAUCCUGGUGGUCCUCUUCAUCGUCUUCCGCAAGAAGGUCUUCCGCAAGAACUACUCGCGCAACAACAUCACGCUGGUGCAGGACCCCGCCACGGCCGCGCUGCUGCACAAGAGCAACGGCAUCCCGUUCCGCAGCCUGCGCGGCGGCGGGGACGGCCGCAACGUGUACCAGGAGGUGGGCCCGCCGCAGGUGCCCGUGCGCCCCAUGGCCUACACGCCCUGCUUCCAGAGCGACUCCAGGAGCAACCUGGACAAGAUCGUGGACGGGCUGGGGGGCGAGCACCAGGAGAUGACCACGUUUCACCCCGAGUCGCCGCGCAUCCUCACCGCCAGGCGGGGCGUGGUCGUGUGCAGCGUGGCCCCCAACCUGCCCGCCGUGUCGCCCUGCCGCUCCGACUGCGACUCCAUCCGGAAGAAUGGCUGGGACGCGGGCACUGAGAAUAAAGGGGUUGAUGACCCGGGAGAAGUGACCUGCUUUGCCGGCAGUAAUAAAGGCAGCAACUCUGAAGUCCAGUCCCUCAGCUCCUUCCAGUCAGAUUCUGGCGACGACAAUGCCUAUCACUGGGACACCUCUGACUGGAUGCCAGGGGCCCGGCUGUCGGACAUAGAGGAGGUGCCCAACUACGAAAACCAGGAAGGAGGGUCCGCACACCAGGGCAGCACGCGGGAGUUGGAGAGCGAUUACUACCUGGGCGGCUAUGACAUCGACAGCGAAUACCCUCCCCCUCACGAAGAGGAGUUCUUGAGCCAGGACCAGCUGCCUCCUCCUCUGCCAGAGGACUUCCCAGACCAGUACGAGGCCCUGCCACCCUCCCAGCCUGUCUCCCUGGCCAGCACCCUGAGCCCAGACUGCAGGAGAAGGCCCCAGUUCCAUCCUAGCCAGUACCUCCCUCCUCACCCCUUCCCCAACGAAACGGAUUUGGUGGGCCCGCCUGCCGGCUGUGAAUUUAGUACUUUUGCCGUGAGCAUGAACCAGGGCACCGAGGCCACAGGCCCGGCAGACAGCGUGUCUCUGUCCUUGCACAAUUCCAGAGGCACCUCGUCCUCGGAUGUGUCGGCCAACUGUGGCUUCGACGAUUCCGAAGUAGCCAUGAGUGACUACGAGAGCGUGGGCGAGCUCAGCCUCGCCAGCCUUCACGUCCCCUUCGUGGAGACUCAGCACCAGACCCAGGUGUAGAGAGAGGCCACGUCCCGGGCACUUGGCCCCGUUGGUUAUGGAAAAGUGGAAGGAGAUUGGCUGGGCUCGAGUCUCUCCAUGGAAAGUAGUUGGUGAAACGAGAAGGAGGUGUGGUAUUUUCCACCAGGAACUUCUUCACCAAGUCAUACUGUCACAAGCAAGCUCGAUUCCAACUGGGUGAAAAGGAAAGGCUCAGAAAUUGUUUCUGAGAGAUGACUGGUACCCCUGGAUGUGGGUGCCUGCGUUCCCGGCUAAGAGUGUGGAAGAGGGAAAAUGUCACCCACUGAGUUACGCCGUAGAGCUCGUAUGGCUUUGUGCAGUCUUGAGCCCUGGGAAGUGUUACAGCAUCAAUCCUUGCAGUAUUAAAAACUGGCAACAAUCAAAGAAGUGUUGUUGCAUGUAAUUUUAAGCCAAUGAAUUGAAAAUAGUAGUAAUGAUUGUUGGAAAAGUUAGUCUCUUAGGCAAAAGAAAAGAGAAGCAAAUAUUAUUAAACAAACAAAAUGGGCUAAAGCCUUUAAAAUCAACUCUAUUUUUUUUAAUAAGCUGCCCAAUUUUCAGCUAUAAAACUAGGUUUGAGUAACA
This is a messenger RNA of Microcebus murinus (gray mouse lemur), 14437 nucleotides long. RefSeq names its product FAT atypical cadherin 3 (gene FAT3). Gene Ontology annotation, cellular component: plasma membrane; catenin complex. Gene Ontology annotation, biological process: multicellular organism development; neuron projection development; cell migration. The record is from RefSeq and is a predicted model, not a curated record. Gene Ontology annotation, molecular function: cadherin binding; calcium ion binding; beta-catenin binding. Lineage: Eukaryota; Metazoa; Chordata; Mammalia; Primates; Cheirogaleidae.